AAAGCGACUAAAGCACAAUCAGAGCCUCUCGCUUGGGAUUCUCUUCCUAUCUUCACCUUCCAUUUUGUCAGAUAGGGUUGCCCCCUUCUGAGUUCCCACCACCCAUGGCCGAAGCUUCUAGGAUCUUCCACGCUACCCUCCUCCCAACGUUCUCUCCACAACUCCACCACAAGCUACGUCACUCUCACAGUCACACCUUCCCUUCGCUUAGUUUCAAGAAAGAACGCUCAGUAGUUCAAUGCUCAGUUUCCACAAGCGAAACCAGGACGACGUCGUCGAAUACGACACAGGAAGUCCCUUGGGGCUGCGAUAUUGAUUCCUUGGAGAACGCUGAGGAUCUUCAAAAAUGGUUGUCAGAUUCAGGCUUGCCUCCACAGAAGAUGGCUAUAGACAAAGUGGACAUAGGGGAGAGAGGAUUGGUUGCUUUGAAGAAUAUCAGGAAGGGGGAGAAGCUUCUCUUUGUGCCUCCCUCGCUUUUCAUCACUGCAGAUUCAGAGUGGAGUUCCCCAGAGGCUGGUCAAGUAUUAAAACAGUACUCUGUUCCAGAUUGGCCACUUAUAGCAACCUAUCUUAUUAGUGAAGCAAGUUCCAGUAAAUCUUCAAGAUGGAGCAAUUACAUAUCCGCCCUACCCCGACAGCCUUAUUCACUCUUGUACUGGACACGUGCAGAACUAGACAGGUAUCUAGAAGCUUCGCAGAUUAGGCAGCGGGCGAUUGAAAGAGUUACUAAUGUCAUUGGAACAUACAAUGAUUUAAGACUCAGGAUAUUUUCCAAGUAUCCUGAUUUAUUCCCUGAAGAGGUAUUCAAUAUGGAGACAUUCAGAUGGUCCUUUGGCAUUCUUUUCUCACGAUUGGUGAGGCUGCCUUCAAUGGAUGAAAAGGUUGCCUUGGUUCCUUGGGCAGAUAUGCUCAACCAUAGCUGUGAGGUGGAAACAUUUUUGGAUUAUGACAAAUCAUCACAGGGGGUUGUCUUUGCAACAGAUCGGGCUUAUCAGCCAGGUGAGCAGGUUUUCAUAUCAUAUGGCAAAAAAUCUAAUGGAGAGCUGUUGUUAUCUUAUGGAUUUGUUCCAAAAGAGGGCACAAAUCCUAGUGAUUCAGUAGAGCUACCUCUAUCGCUUAAAAAAUAUGACAAAUGUUAUAAGGAGAAGUUGGAAGCUUUAAGGAAGCAUGGAUUGUCUGCUUCUCAGUGUUAUCCUAUACAAAUCACUGGUUGGCCACUGGAGUUAAUGGCAUAUGCUAACCUGGCAGUCAGCCCUCCAAGCAUGAGCCCACAGUUUGAAGAGAUGGCUGCCGCAGCAUCAAAUAAAUCUACAACCAAGAAGGACUUAAGAUACCCUGAAAUUGAAGAAAAAGCACUACAAUUUAUUCUUGACAGUUGCGAGUCAAGCAUAUCAAAAUACUCCAAAUUCUUGCAGGCAAGUGGCUCCAUGGAUUUGGAUGUGACAUCUCCAAAGCAACUAAACCGAGGAGUGUUUCUGAAACAGCUAGCAGUAGAUUUAUGUACAAGUGAGCAGAGAAUACUAUUUCGUGCUCAACAUAUACUGAGGAGGAGAUUGAGGGAUAUGAGGAGUGGUGAACUGAGAGCUUUAAGGAUCUUCGAUGGAUUGCAAAACAUUUUUAAAUAAAGGUUUCCUUCAUGCGGCCUGUUCUUGGUUUUGGGGAUGAACAGAGUUAGUUUAUGUCUGGUGGAGUUCUGCUGUAAACUCAAACCUAGGGAGUUAAAGUGAGGCAAGGCAACUUACAGAAAUUCUGUCCCGUUCAAUGUAACAAUGUAAUGUUCUGACAUGAAUCCCUAUAAAGAAGCAACUCUUUUUUAAGUUACUUACAUUAUCUGCAAACGUUGCUUGUAAUGUUGCUUGCAUAUACAGGCAUUGAUUGAUCUAAAUGUGUGAUUUAUGAACUCCACCAUGCGUGCCCAAUGGUGCAU
Molecule: messenger RNA, 1927 nt
Organism: Theobroma cacao (cacao)
Lineage: Eukaryota; Viridiplantae; Streptophyta; Magnoliopsida; Malvales; Malvaceae
Product: ribulose-1,5 bisphosphate carboxylase/oxygenase large subunit N-methyltransferase, chloroplastic-like
Biological process (GO): peptidyl-lysine monomethylation
Cellular component (GO): chloroplast
Molecular function (GO): [ribulose-bisphosphate carboxylase]-lysine N-methyltransferase activity; protein-lysine N-methyltransferase activity; protein binding
Source: RefSeq, a predicted model, not a curated record